Molecule: messenger RNA, 2989 nt
Organism: Liolophura sinensis
Lineage: Eukaryota; Metazoa; Mollusca; Polyplacophora; Chitonida; Chitonidae
Exons: 3
Coding region: 323-1822 (499 amino acids)
Biological process (GO): SCF-dependent proteasomal ubiquitin-dependent protein catabolic process
Cellular component (GO): SCF ubiquitin ligase complex
Source: RefSeq, a predicted model, not a curated record
UAGUUGAUAGUAAUCGGGGAUUACUUCAGUCCCAUUUUUGUUGACAAGACGUCUAGGAAAGGAUGUGUGACUUGUCUUUGAUGUUUCUUUGGUUAAAUUGUAUGUUUUAUCACCAAGCAUGGCAAUACAAAAUAAUCUAGUCGACAUGAUGCACCGACUACCGCGGUAACUCAGUGACCUGUACUAGCCCACAUGAUAGCAGCACCGACCCGCAGAAAACAGACUGUGUUUUAAUAACGGUGCAAAGGGAAAGUGCUAUAGGCAUAUUUAUUGGCAGCUGACGUGGUUGUAUUGACAUCAACCAGAAGACAUUCUUACGAUUAUGCCUCGUCGUAAACAGAUUUCGUCUUUAAAAUCCGCUUGUAUGGAUAGUAUAGCUAAACAUUUUGACAGCUAUUGGUGCUGUGGUGAUAAUGCAGUUUUGUUCGACACGCCAAGGUUGAUGUACGUCAUUGGGCCCUUCGAACAUCUGUCUGACGACUUAUUGCAGCAGUUGAUCCAGAGACUGGUAGAGAAAAAAUUAUUACAACGUCAUCACUUUCAGCUCCUUAUCCACUCCCAACUAAAGUCUUUAAACCUUGGAAUAUGUGAUGCUUCAGCCAAUCAUAGCUCUGUCAUUGACAUGAUUGCCACGAGGUGCCAGAAUUUAACAUCCUUGAAUAUCUCCAGGGUGAAGAAUGUUCAACCAAAAGUUUUAUGUGGAUUGAUUUCCAGUCUGCCUCUGAUCAAGUCCUUGAACCUGGAUAACACAAAGUGUGAUGACAAAGCCAUGUUGUGUAUUGCUAAGACCUGCAGACAGCUGAAGGAUCUCAGUAUCAGUGGAUGUCUAGUGAGAGACAAAGGUGUGUUGCACAUGUGUUCUGAGGCCGCAUGUCCUGAACUUGUCAGCUUUAAUAUUGGCUCCAAUCAUGUUGCGCCUGAUAGUGUGGCAACGUUGUUGCAAUGUAGAUCAAAACUAGUGUUUCUUGGAUACCCAGAUCUUUGCGCAGCACUUGAAGUGUUGUACAAGGAUACAUUUCGGUCAGGUGACAAUGUACCACCUCACCAGUGGCACAAGCUUACAGUAUUAACAGGUACUGGACUAGACUCGGGUGCUGUACUGGAGCAGAGCAUAGAGUUGUCCGUUGCAUAUUGUCCUUUCGUCACCCAGGUUCGUCUGUUCCAACUGUUAAAUACACAGCACUUAAGUCAUCUGUCACAGCUGCAACACAUGCGUACACUGGAGAUCGGCUGUGAGUCUGGGAACUUUGUUGCUGGAAUAGCCCCUCUGUUGGUCAGUAUGGGGCACAAUCUUCUCUCUCUCUCAUUACAUGGAAUUUGUGAUGUUGAUUUAUUGUUGCUCGGACAGUGUUGUAAAAACCUCCGUAAACUACAUUUGUCCUUACCUGAAAUGCGGCAGAACUCUACUGGCACAUAUAUGAGCGCAGUAAACUCAAACACUUCUUCUUUUAGCAAACUGAAGGAGUUGUGUUUCAUAUUUUCUUCAGAUUCUGAUGAAUACAAUUUAUCUGAAGACAUUAUGAAGUUAAUAUUUAUAAACAUGACCAAUAUUGUCUCUAUACAUAUGUACAAUGUUCAUAGUUUGAAUGACGCAGUAAUCACGGCUGCAGUUGAGAAACAUGGGUUCCCUUGCCUGGAGAGGCUCUACACUGAGCUGUGUGACAGCCUCACUUCAGAGUCAGCUUUUCUGUUAAUGGACUGUGACAAUCCACUCCGUGAUAUUGCCUUUCAUAAUUGUAGUUGCAUCAGCCUGCAGGAUAUUCAUUGCUUGAAGUCAAGAUGUAGAGCUCAAAAUUUGCAGGUUCAGUUAAGUUGGGAAUAAAAAUAAAAUAGUGCUAUGUUUAUGACAUAUGUGGUAGAUAUUUAUUUACGAAAUGCGUGUGAGUUUUUCUAAUAUGUUAUAAAUGAGUUCUUAAUGGAUGGGAGUUGCCAUAAAGUAUGGUGUGUAAUAUAAUAAUAUAAUAAUCACCAGGGCAGUGGUUGGGGAAGGGUUUUUUUUUAACUUUUUUGGUUACCAAAAUAUUAUACCAGAAUAUAUAAUUUAUAUAUAGUUAAUGUAAGUAGUGCUAAUACAGUUGGUUUAGAAGUUUCUAAGAAAGUUGUUGAGAGAGUUUAUGUUGUAAGCAUGAGCAUGUUUAAGAUAAUAAAUGUGACCUGUAUUAUUUAAACUAGAAUUGUUUGAGAGGUUCUGUAACAGAAAGAAUAUGGAAAAAUUAGAGAGAGUGGGUGCAUUUACAAAUGUAGUGAGUGUCCAAGCUACAGUGAUUGUUAAUGUCACUGAAGCAGAAGGUAUCUGAGGUACUUACAAAAUGAGUGUGAGAGAAAUGGGGAAACUUGUGGCAAAUGUGGCAGAUCCCUACCCCUUAAAGUGCCAUAGGCAUUAGCAUAGUGUCAGAGCUUGGAACACAAAAACAGUUAGAGACUGAAUGUUUCAUUAUAAAACUCAUAUGCUUGCAUUUAAUACAGUAUUUUACAUUUCCAUGUCCUUCAGUGUCUCCAUAAUGUCAAGGCUAUAAAGCAUUACAUAGAACAAAUUUUCCUGAAUAUUUUCAGUAUAUGUCUUAUUGAUGACUUGUCAUAUAGAAACAGUUAAACACAUAUAUAAACAGUUAUACAAGAGUGAAGUCAUAGUUAUCAAAAAUGUACUUUAAAUUAUAAAACUAGGGGUUAAUUCUGUCGAUCAGAUUCACAGUUUUCUGAAUAAACUGCUUUGAGGACUGCUUUAAAACAGGAUUUUUGUCCUCUGCUGGUAUCAGUAUUUUUAUUGUCAAACAAAGUUUACACCCAAUUCAAAUUUUAAGUGGUGUCAUACACUAAAUGUGGGAGUGAUAUUCAACUAAACAUUUAUACAAAUUUAUACACAAGCUUACCUAUAUAUAUGUACAUAUAUUUGAAUUUUUGCAUAUUUGUAUGUAUGUAUAUUUUGAGUUGGUAUAUAAAACUUUAUAUUCACAGUGAUGGAAAUAAAACGUAUAUGACUUUUAGUUUU